AUGGAUAUUCUCGAAAAUCUCGCUUUCGGAGACAAGCACCACAGGAAGGUGAUCGCCCUCCACCAUCAACCGGAUGUCCUCCCCCUCCAGAAGGUGAAUCCCGUCCACGCAGACAAGCACCACAGGAAGGUGAUCGCCCUCCACCACCAACCGGAUGUCCUCCCCCUCCAGAAGGUGAAUCCCGUCCACGCAGACAAGCACCACAGGAAGGUGAUCGUCCUCCACCACCAACCGGAUGUCCUCCCCCUCCAGAAGGUGAAUCCCGUCCACGCAGACAAGCACCACAGGAAGGUGAUCGCCCUCCACCACCAACCGGAUGUCCUCCCCCUCCAGAAGGUGAAUCCCGUCCACGCAGACAAGCACCACAGGAAGGUGAUCGCCCUCCACCACCAACCGGAUGUCCUCCCCCUCCAGAAGGUGAAUCCCGACCACGCAGACAAGCACGACAGGAAGGUGAUCGCCCUCCACCACCAACCGGAUGUCCUCCCCCUCCAGAAGGUGAAUCCCGUCCACGCAGACAAGCACCACAGGAAGGUGAUCGCCCUCCACCACCAACCGGAUGUCCUCCCCCUCCAGAAGGUGAAUCCCGACCACGCAGACAAGCACCACUGGAAGGUGAUCGCCCUCCACCACCAACCGGAUGUCCUCCCCCUCCAGAAGGUGAAUCCCGACCACGCAGACAAGCACCACAGGAAGGUGAUCGCCCUCCACCACCAACCGGAUGUCCUCCCCCUCCAGAAGGUGAAUCCCGUCCACGCAGACAAGCACCACAGAAAGGUGAUCACCCUCCACCCCCAACCGGAUGUCCUCCCCCUCCAGAAGGUGAAUCCCGUCCACGCAGACAAGCACCACAGGAAGGUGAUCGCCCUCCACCACCAACCGGAUGUCCUCCCCCCCGAGAAGGUGAAUCCCGUCCACGCAGACAAGCACCACAGGAAGGUGAUCGCCCUCCACCACCAACCGGAUGUCCUCCCCCUCGAGAAGGUGAAUCCCGACCACGCAGACAAGCACCACAGGAAGGUGAUCGCCCUCCACCACCAACCGGAUGUCCUCCCCCUCCAGAAGGUGAAUCCCGACCACGCAGACAAGCACCACAGGGAGGUGAUCGCCCUCCACCACCAACCGGAUGUCCUCCCCCUCCAGAAGGUGAAUCCCGUCCACGCAGACAAGCACCACAGGAAGGUGACCGUCCUCCACCACCAACCGGAUGUCCUCCCCCUCCAGAAGGUGAAUCCCGUCCACGCAGACAAGCACCACAGGAAGGUGAUCGCCCUCCACCACCAACCGGAUGUCCUCCCCCUCCAGAAGGUGAAUCCCGACCACGCAGACAAGCACCACAGGAAGGUGAUCGCCCUCCACCACCAACCGGAUGUCCUCCCCCUCCAGAAGGUGAAUCCCGUCCACGCAGACAAGCACCACAGGAAGGUGAUCGCCCUCCACCACCAACCGGAUGUCCUCCCCCUCCAGAAGGUGAAUCCCGUCCACGCAGACAAGCACCACAGGAAGGUGAUCGCCCUCCACCACCAACCGGAUGUCCUCCCCCUCCAGAAGGUGAAUCCCGUCCACGCAGACAAGCACCACAGGAAGGUGAUCGCCCUCCACCACCAACCGGAUGUCCUCCCCCUCCAGAAGGUGAAUCCCGACCACGCAGACAAGCACCACAGGAAGGUGAUCGCCCUCCACCACCAACCGGAUGUCCUCCCCCUCCAGAAGGUGAAUCCCGACCACGCAGACAAGCACCACAGGAAGGUGAUCGCCCUCCACCACCAACCGGAUGCCCACCACCUCCCGAAGGAAAAGGACUAGGUGCCAGUGGUCUUUGAAAGAGGGAGACCACCCCCUCCACCACGCGGGAACUGAAUUGUUCUCAAGAUGAGCCGUUGGUGACUCAGUGUGAAAUAAAAAUGAAAUAAAUCAA
Messenger RNA from Haliotis rufescens (red abalone), 1918 nucleotides. RefSeq lists its product as uncharacterized. The coding region runs from base 1 to 1806 and encodes 601 amino acids. The record is from RefSeq and is a predicted model, not a curated record. NCBI's taxonomy places the organism in Eukaryota, Metazoa, Mollusca, Gastropoda, Lepetellida, Haliotidae. The transcript is spliced from 4 exons.